Messenger RNA from Hyphopichia burtonii NRRL Y-1933, 705 nucleotides. RefSeq lists its product as uncharacterized. Lineage: Eukaryota; Fungi; Ascomycota; Pichiomycetes; Serinales; Debaryomycetaceae. The record is from RefSeq and is a predicted model, not a curated record. The transcript has a single exon. The coding region runs from base 1 to 705 and encodes 234 amino acids. Gene Ontology annotation, cellular component: membrane; mitochondrion; cytoplasm.
AUGUCAUUUUUCAGAGUAUAUAAUAACUUAUUGAAAACUCACCCUUAUAAAACAAAUAUGGUCACCACCGGCACCUUAUUUGGUGCCGGAGACGUUUUGGCCCAAUACUUAUUCCCAUCAGAAGCACCAAUAAAAGAAAAGAAAAGCUUAUUCCCAUUUCUUUCCAAAUUCAAUAACUACAACUAUCCAAGAACCUUCCGAGCACUCAUUUAUGGGUCUUUUAUAUUUGCUCCGGUUUCAGUUGCAUGGCAUGCCAAAAGAUUGCCCUUUAUUAAAAAUCCCUUCAUUUCUUUGAAAACAAGAUCGAUUUGGUCUCCGGCAAAAUUACAACGCUACGAUAACUCUUAUAGACUAGCCAUUGACCAAUUCUUCGGCCCCAUUUUGGUUUGGAUCCCCAUGUAUAAUAUAGUAAUGACUUUUUUGGAAUUACCUCAGGACCCAAUCUCGGUGGCUAAAACUAAAUUGGAAAAUAAUUUUCUCGACGUCUUAAAGGCUAAUUGGACCGUGUGGCCCAUCUUCCAGUUCUUCAACAUCUUCUUUAUGCCCAUUCAUUUAAGAAUCGUCUGUUCUAAUUUCUGGUCCAUUGGUUGGAACUGCUUCUUAAGUUUUGUUAAUAAUAACAAAUCCCAUGAUUCUAAUCAUAAACAUGGUCUCCUCGACGAUUUGAUCGACGAAAAAGAUGAACUGAGAAUCAUUUACCAAUAG